Gavia stellata (red-throated loon) is the source of this 2641-nucleotide messenger RNA. RefSeq names its product complement C1r (gene C1R). Lineage: Eukaryota; Metazoa; Chordata; Aves; Gaviiformes; Gaviidae. The record is from RefSeq and is a predicted model, not a curated record. The transcript has 10 exons. Gene Ontology annotation, molecular function: serine-type endopeptidase activity; calcium ion binding. Gene Ontology annotation, biological process: complement activation; zymogen activation. Gene Ontology annotation, cellular component: blood microparticle; extracellular region.
AUGUCAUAGUUUACUUGCCAUGUUCACAGGCACGUUCCUUUUCUCCUGUGGGCCUUCCUCUUUUUUGGAGUGACCAGUUCCAGUCCAGUCCCCAGAAAGCUUUUUGGGGAGAUCAGAUCCCCCGGUUAUCCCAAGCCAUAUCCCAACGAUAACAUCAGCAGCUGGGAUAUCCAUGUCCCAAAAGGCUAUGCAGUAAAGCUGACCUUCAGAUAUUUUGACCUGGAGCCAUCUGAGUCCUGCUUCUAUGAUUAUGUUAAGAUCAAAGCAGACAAGAAGAACUUGGGCCGAUACUGUGGCCAGCUUGGGUCGACGACAGGCAAUCACCCAGGAAGAAAGGAGUUUGUGUCUAAGGGGAACAGGAUGCACCUGACGUUUCACUCGGAUUUCUCCAAUGAAGACAACGGCACAGUGAUUCCCUACAGGGGCUUCCUGGCCCAUUACCAAGCUGUGGAUCUUGAUGAAUGUGACCCUAACAAUGCCGCUGAGGAAGAUGAAAGGCCUCAGUGCCAGCACUUCUGCCACAACUAUGUGGGUGGCUACUUCUGUUCUUGCCGGACGGGCUACCAGCUUCAGACUGACCGCCGCUCCUGCAAAGUGGAGUGCAGCAGUGAGUUGUUCACAGAGGCAUCUGGGUACUUGAGCAGCCCUGAGUACCCCCAGCCCUAUCCUGAAGACCUCCGGUGUAACUACAGCAUCCGUCUGCAAAAGGGCCUGUCUAUCAUCCUCAAGUUCUUGGAACCCUUUGAGAUUGAUGAACAUCAGCAAGUUCACUGUCCUUAUGACCAGCUCAAGAUCCAAGCCCGGGGGAGAGAGAUUGGUGAAUUCUGCGGCAAGGAGUCACCUGGCAGCAUUGAAACCAACAGCAAUGAGGUGGACAUACUCUUCCUCACCGAUGAGUCAGGGUUCAGCCGUGGCUGGAAGAUCCACUACACCUCGCAGAAAAUACGGUGCCCACAGCCGGUCCCGCGGGAUCAGUUUACCAUCAUCAGAGACCUGCAGCCUGUGUAUCAAUUUCAGGACUAUUUCGUUGUCAGCUGCAAGACUGGGUAUAACCUGAUGGAGGGCAACCGAAAGCUGCUGUCCUUCACAGCUGUCUGCCAGGCUGAUGGGACAUGGCAUCAAUCCAUGCCUCGCUGUGAAAUUGUGAACUGUGGCAGCCCUACAGACCUGACCAAUGGGGCAUUCAGCUAUGUUAACAAACCUGCAAACAACAACUACCAGUCAGUGAUCACAUACCGAUGCAAUGAGCCAUAUUAUCACAUUGUCACUGGAACAGGCGGUGACAGAUUCACCUGCUCUCCUGAGGGAACCUGGGUAGAUGGAGAUGGCCAGGCGAGGAUUCCUGCCUGCUUGCCAGUGUGUGGGAAGCCGGUCAAUCCCGUUACUGAAGUCCAGCGGAUCUUGGGCGGGAAGUCAGCAAGGAGAGGCAGUUUCCCUUGGCAGGCUCUGACUGGCAUCCAUGGACGAGGGGGUGGUGCGCUGCUGGGCGAUCGCUGGAUCCUGACCGCUGCCCACACCAUCUUCCCCAAAGGGGCAGGGGGGAACAAUGUAAGCCUGGACCAGAUAGCAGAGGAGGCUAACAUUUUCCUCGGCCACACCAAGGUAGAAGAGCUCCACAAGAUGGGUAACCACCCGGUACGUAGGAUCUUCAUCCACCCAGAUUACAACCCUAAAGAUGAGCACAACUUCAAUGGGGACAUAGCCCUGCUGGAGCUGAAACACCCAGUGACCCUGGGCCCCACUGUACUGCCCAUCUGCCUCCCAGAUACUACCAACACCACGUUCUACAUGGAUGGGCACAUGGGCUACGUGAGUGGCUUUGGUGUGGAAAAAAACUUUAUUUCAAAUCAUCUGAAGUAUGUGAGCCUACCAGCAGUUGCUCGAGAGAAGUGUCAGAGUUGGCUGGACAGUAAGAGGAGAGAUAUGCCUAUGGUUUUCUCUGAGAACAUGUUCUGCGCUGGCUUCCUCACGGUCAAACAGGAUACCUGCCAGGGGGAUAGUGGGAGUGUCUUCACAGUGUUGGACACAAAAAGUGGUCGCUGGGUGGCCACCGGUAUUGUUUCUUGGGGUAUCGGCUGUGCUGAAGGUUAUGGCUUCUACACCAAGAUCCUCAGCUAUUUGGACUGGAUCAAAGGGAUAGUAAGGGAGGAUAGGCUCUAAGUGUUGCUGUCCUACUAGCUGGAGAAUCACCAAUAGCAUAUACAUUUCCAGACACAGCAAAUCAUAUCUAAAGCUUUUGAUGAUGUCCCAAAGGCUUUUCAAACACGCAGACCAUGUAACCUUCAUCAUGAGCACUUCUGAAAGCCACCAUACUGUUUGAUGACUUCUUGGUGGUACCAUCAAAACUUACCCAAGCUGCUGUACCAUUGGCAGCUUGUGGGAUGCCUUUGUGGACGUUCUAGUUCUUCCAAAUCUUAUUACUGGGUGAAGCCUUAAUGGUAUCAGGAAAUCUCAUGACAGCAGACAUGUUAUUGUUUGAAGUGCUGGCGAUAUCAUCAGACUACUGCAGUCCACUUUUGUACUCUUUUGUGUGGGAAGGUUGCAGGGCAGCAGACUUUCCUGAAGGAUGUGGUACUUUGUGCUGAGUACACUGUGCAUAUGCCCGUUGGCAUCAGUGAGAUUCUAUGAAUAUUAAAAUAAU